Molecule: messenger RNA, 999 nt
Organism: Leptonychotes weddellii (Weddell seal)
Lineage: Eukaryota; Metazoa; Chordata; Mammalia; Carnivora; Phocidae
Source: RefSeq, a predicted model, not a curated record
CUUUUCUCCUCCGAAAGUUUUCCACCCUGUUCAGCUCAUGGAAGGAACUAAUCUGGAACUUCUAUGACUUUCCAGGAAGGUAUUCCCGUGCCCUUUGAUCUCCCGGAGCCUUCCCCGGGGACCACGGUGGCUGUGGUGGACCAGAACCCUUCCCAGGUCCGCUUACCAGCCGUUGGAGGUGCAGAGGACGCCAGGGGCCUUUUCUGGCUCUUGGACGAGGAGGUCCGGGUGGAGGGUUCCAGUGAUAGCGUGGUGCUCGAGCGUCUCCGUGCGGCCUUUGAGAAGAAAGGCGCUGGGGCCGAAGGGACCUCUGCCCUCCGGUCCUGUGAGCAGCCCCUCCAGUUCGAGAUCUUCCACCAGCUGGGACAGGACCCCGUGCGCUACGACCUCAUGGGCUGGCUCCACAGAGCCAAGCCCAACCUCUCGGCCCUGGACGCCCCGCAGGUGCUGCAGCAGUCAAAAAGGGAGGAGGUGAGGAGCCUGUUCCAGCCCCGGGCCAAGCUGCCCCCCGUGUGCCGGGCCGUGGCCGGCCUGGAGGGUACUUCCCAGCAGGCCCUGCAGAGGAGCUGCGCAGUGAGGAGGGCGUUUGCCAGCAGCUUUGCUGCCGUGAAGAGGAAAGCCCCGUGCUCCCAGAUCAAGCUACAGAUGGAUGCGCUGACCAGCGUGAUCAGACGGUCUCAGAUACACUUCAUCCACUGCCUUGUGCCGGGCCCGGCGGUGAAGAGCAGGGGCGGGCAGGGGUCUCUGACCCCAGCGCAGCCCGGCGGAGAUAAGUCGGGGACAGGCGGGCCUCUGUCCUUGGACAUCCCGGCGUUGAGGGUGCAGCUUGCGGGGUCCCACAUCCUGGAGGCACUGCGUCUGCACAGGACAGGCUAUGCUGACCACAUGGGGCUCGCUCAGUUUCGCCGGCGAUUCCAGGUGCUGGACCCUCUCCUCAUGAAUAAGCUCACGUUGGCCUCCGAGGGAAUAGACGAGAGGAAGGUAUGUUAUCCUGUCUAG